UUAUCUAACCAGAUGAUGAAUAGCGUGCAUUGAAGAGCAGGGAAAUACGCUUUAGCCACGAUGGAGGUCCACGUCAAUCAAGCGGUAAACGCAUCCGUGGAAGAUCCAGUCUCCUUAUGGGAAGUGCCGAUCGUCCUGAGAGGUGUGGUGCUCUGUAGCAUGAUCCUCGCCACUGUCUUAGGGAACCUGUUCGUGAUAGCGGCUAUCGUGAUGGAACGAAAUUUGCAGUCCGUGGCGAAUUACUUAAUCGUCAGUUUGGCCGUCGCGGAUCUCAUGGUCGCCUGCCUUGUAAUGCCUCUCGGAGCUAUUUACGAGAUAAAGUCGCGAUGGUCACUCGGCCCGGAACUCUGCGACAUGUGGACCAGCAGCGACGUUCUAUGUUGCACAGCCUCGAUAUUGCAUCUGGUGGCUAUCGCGGUCGACAGAUAUUGGGCAGUCACCGAUAUCAAUUAUAUACAGGCGAGGAAUCCGAGAAGAAUCGGCAUCCUGAUCGGCACUGUAUGGGUGGUGUCCUUAGGAAUCUCAUUAGCACCCCAGCUCGGAUGGAAGGAUCCUGAUUAUUUGGGCCGCAUAGCCGCAGGGACGUGUCUCGUAUCGCAGGAUCCUGCAUAUCAGAUCUUUGCAACUUGCGCGACGUUUUAUGUUCCGCUUUUCAUCAUCUUAAUCCUGUACUGGAGGAUAUUCCAAGCGGCGCGAAGCAGAAUCAGGAGGAGGCCCGGAACCAUCCUUCAGCCUCCACGCGAACGAAGAGGCAUCCUCAGGCUCGUCACGAGAAGGCCGCGGGAGGAGUCAACUGCAUUCACCAUAACGAGAUCCACGCCGGACCACUCGUCCAUAUCGCCGGAGAAGUCGUCAUCGUACAACGGGGCGAACGUAACCCCGUCGGCGACGGUGACCCCGACGGCGGUGUCCACGACGACGACCACAACGACGCUGACGAAUCCGACCAGCACCAGCCAGCAGCAGCAGGUGGUCUCAACGAAGCGCACCCGCGAGACGAUCGAGUCGAAGCGAGAGAGGAAGGCGGCGAAGACCCUGGCGAUCAUCACCGGCGCAUUCGUCGCCUGCUGGCUGCCUUUCUUCCUGGUAGCGCUGCUGCAGGCCGUCUGCGAGGCCUGCAAGCCGCCCGAUUUUGUGGCCAGUUUGUUCCUGUGGCUCGGAUACUUCAACAGCACCCUCAACCCCGUGAUUUACACUGUGUUCUCGCCGGAAUUCAGGCAGGCAUUCAAAAGGAUGCUGUGCGGUGGUACGCGGGGACUUCGCUGACAGUGGAUUUAAUUCCUUUGCCGUGUACGGCAAAUAUGCUACGAGAUGCGUGAAACUUGUACAUAUAUACAUAUAUAUAUAUAUAUAUAUAUAUACAACAUAUAUACAUAUAUACAUAUAUGCCACGCACACACGCUCACUACCGGCGUUUUCUUCGACCUGGAUACUCGAAUCUAGUUGCUUCGAGCCGAUCUCGCGUAUCUAGAUGCGACAUAUCGAGAUUAAUUAUUAACACUUUUAAUUAUUAACAUCGUUAAAUUUCAUGGAAAAAAAUCUUUGCAGAAUCCAACAAACACAUUCUUUUUUAAUUUUUACGCUUGGCAAUCGUUCUACUUGAUGCGAGAGGUAGAAUAUUAUAUGUUUUUCCUUUCCCUCUCUCUCUCUCUCU
This is a messenger RNA of Harpegnathos saltator (Jerdon's jumping ant), 1654 nucleotides long. RefSeq names its product serotonin receptor (gene 5-HT1). Gene Ontology annotation, cellular component: plasma membrane. Gene Ontology annotation, molecular function: G protein-coupled receptor activity. The record is from RefSeq and is a predicted model, not a curated record. The coding region runs from base 61 to 1266 and encodes 401 amino acids. NCBI's taxonomy places the organism in Eukaryota, Metazoa, Arthropoda, Insecta, Hymenoptera, Formicidae. The transcript has 6 exons. Gene Ontology annotation, biological process: adenylate cyclase-activating adrenergic receptor signaling pathway; positive regulation of MAPK cascade.